Messenger RNA from Phacochoerus africanus (Common warthog), 1146 nucleotides. RefSeq names its product zinc finger and SCAN domain-containing protein 5C-like. Gene Ontology annotation, molecular function: DNA-binding transcription factor activity, RNA polymerase II-specific; RNA polymerase II cis-regulatory region sequence-specific DNA binding. Gene Ontology annotation, biological process: regulation of transcription by RNA polymerase II. The record is from RefSeq and is a predicted model, not a curated record. Bases 1 to 1146 code for a protein of 381 amino acids. Lineage: Eukaryota; Metazoa; Chordata; Mammalia; Artiodactyla; Suidae. The transcript has 4 exons.
AUGGCUGAGGAACAGACACUUUUCCAGGGCCCUGAAUCCGAGCCUCCAGUGCCUGUGCCACACCAAGGCACACUUGCAGAAAAGCCAGACAGUGAAUCCGAAACCUGGCAUGUUCGCUUCAGAACUUUUAUCAGCUCAAAGGAAUCCGACCCCGUCCAGGAUCUGAGGAGACUCCGUGAGCUCUGCCAUCUGUGGCUGAGGCCAGAUCUCCACACCAAGGAGCAGAUCAUGGACAGGCUGGUGCUGGAGCAGUUCAUGAUCUGCAUGCCUCUGGAGUGCCAGGUCUUGGUCAAGGAAAGUGGUGUGGAGAGUUGCCAAGAGCUGGAGGACAUGCUGAUAAACCAGCAGAAACCCAAGAACUGCACCAUAGUCCACGUAGGAGGACAGGACUUUCUUGUGCGAGGCUCAGAUGUUGACACGGUUGAAGCUGAGGCCGGGGACAUGGAUGAUGAGAGAGCCCUGUGCAAGGAGCCUCUAUCCUCUGUGAGCGAAAUACAUGCAGAGAACGGCCAGCAGGAAAGCCAAGAGCUGCAGAACUUCCCUGAUGUCCAGGAACCGGCAAGAGGGCAGGAGCGUCGGACACCCAAGGAGAACAUGGAGCAAGACCUGGUGGAAGACAAAGAAGACACAAGAACCCCCACUCAGUCUCAAGAGCCAGAGCUUCUGAAGGGUCCUGGCAGGGUGAAAACAACCAGUCAUGCCAAGGGCAAAGAAGCCCCAGGAGGGACAGACUAUCAGUGUCGAGAAUGCAACAAAAGGUUUCAUUAUAGGUCUCAGUUUACCCUUCACAAGAGGACACACACGGGAGAGAGGCCCUUCCAAUGCAGUCUUUGUGCCAAAGCAUUCAUGCAGCCCUCGGACCUGCGAGUCCACCAGCGAAUCCACACGGGUGAGAAGCCAUACCGCUGUGACACCUGCAGCAGGGACUUCACCCACGAUUCCACGCUGCGAGCUCACAAGAGGACCCACACCAAGGAGAGGCCUUUCCCUUGUGAGCAAUGUGACAUGGCCUUCAGCCACCGGGGGAACCUCAAUGUCCACCGACGCACCCACUCUGGGCUCAAGCCCUACGUGUGUCCCGAGUGUCACGGUGCCUUCCGCCAGCUGGGCACUUUCAAACGCCACCAGAAAACACAUUUAAAGUGA